Lepisosteus oculatus (spotted gar) is the source of this 3578-nucleotide messenger RNA. The record is from RefSeq and is a predicted model, not a curated record. NCBI's taxonomy places the organism in Eukaryota, Metazoa, Chordata, Actinopteri, Semionotiformes, Lepisosteidae.
AACAACAGCCGGGGAUCCACCAAUCGGAAUCCCCGCUGGCGGCCUUCCACUGUUUGUAAAUGACGUCACCGCGGCAGCCAAGAUGGCCACCUAGGGGUUUGUGGAUGGUGCUCAGCCCUCUGACAGCUCUCGCGUCCCGGCCGAAGGCGCUCUUGUAGCCCGCCUUGUUCUGUUCGAAAGCGGAUCGCACGCUUUGACACCCGCCGGGGACGGUAGACCUAGCCGAUCGUGGGGGGGUGUCCCAGCCCCGUCCUGCCCAGACGAUGGAGGGAGAGUUCUUGCCGGCGGUCGACAGUAUGGACCCGACUCUCUCCGAACUCGGGGAUGACUUCUCCCUGGGCUACAUCGACGAGAUGCUCCAGUUCGUGAGUAACCAGGUGGGCGAUUUCUCUGACCUGUUCGAGGACCAGCUGGGCGGCAGCCUGCAGACUGGGGGUUCGGGGGUUCCUUACCAGCAGCAGCAGCCCCCACCACAGCAGCAGCCCCCCGGCACCAACCCCACCCCCCAGCCCAGCCCGGUCUAUCAGGGCGGGCCGGCGGUGCCCCUGUCCCAGCUGCCCCCCUCCCUGCACCAGUCCCUCCCUCUCACGCCUCCCCAGACCCCCGUGCAGGCUGUCCAGCAGGGCUCCCCGCCUCUGACUGUGGCCCCGGCCCCGGCCCCGGCCCCGCUCCGCAGCGCCCCCUUGCUGCAGCCCAGGCCGCAGCAGGUGCAGGCGCCGCCGCCGCCGCCCAUCGCGGUGUCGGUCCAGACCCAGACCCUGACCGUGCAGACCCAGUCGGUCCCGAUCUACACCCAGGGGCUCCCCGUGCAGACGCAGGCUCCCACCCAGACCGUGAUGUUCACCCCCACUCUGACCAGCUCGUCCCAGUCGCGGAUCGUCCAGCACCCCGUCAUCUACCACCAGAGCCCCAUGAGUGGAUUCCAAGUCCUCCAGCCGCAGGUGCAGAGCAUCGUCACCUCGUCGCAGGUCCAGCCCAUGGCCAUCCAGCACCAGAGAGUGCUGACGCAGGCAGGCCCGCAGACCAUCCAGACCCUGGCCACGGCGCCCUCCACUGUGCAGGCGGUCUCGCAGCAGGUCCAGCAGGUCCAGCAGGUCCCGGUGCUGGUGCACCAGCCGCAGAUAAUCAAGACGGACUCCCUGGUUCUGACCACGCUGAAGCCCGACGGGUCCCAGGUGCUGUCCGCGGUGCCGAACCCGGCCGGGAUCACCACGCUCACCACCCCGAUCCAGACCCAUGCCCUGCAGGUCCCGACUCUGGUGGGCGGCAACAUCCUGACCACGGUGCCCGUGAUGAUGGGCGGGGACAAGGUGCCCAUCAAGCAGCUGUCGUCCGGCGGGUCGCCGGGCGGGGGCGGGGCCCGGGCGGGGCCGGGGGCGGAGAUGGGCGGGGCCGGGGGCGGGCCUGGGACGGGGUUGAAGGAAGGGGAGAGGAGGACCACCCACAACAUCAUCGAGAAGCGGUACCGCUCCUCCAUCAACGACAAGAUCAUCGAGCUGAAGGACCUGGUCAUGGGCAACGAUGCCAAGAUGCACAAGUCGGGCGUCCUGAGGAAGGCCAUUGACUACAUCAAGUACCUGCAGCAGUCCAACCAGAAGCUGAGGCAGGAGAACCUGGCGCUGAAGAUGGCCAACCAGAAGAACAAAUCCUCCCGCGGCUCCGACGCCCCGCUGUGCGAGGACGUGGAGAUGAAGCCGGAGCUGGUGAUGAUGUCGCCCCCGGCCUCCGACUCGGGGUCCCCCGGCGAGUUCUCUCCCUUCUCCAUCGAUUCCGAGCCCGGGAGCCCCCUGCUGGACCAGGGCAAGGUGAAGUGCGAGCCGGACUCCCCUCCCUCCCUGGGGGUCCUGGACCGGUCCCGGGUCCUCCUCUGCGCCCUCACCUUCCUCUGCCUCUCACUCAACCCCCUGCCCUCUCUCCUGGGGACCCCCGAGGUCGGGGGCAGCGAGGGGUCCGCGGUGCUGGGCCACGGCCCCGCCCGGACCAUCCUGGGGCUGCAGAACCCAUCCGAGAGCCUGGGGUGGGUGUGGGGCGUGCUCCCCACCGUCUGCGUGUGGGUGCUCAGCGUUGUGGGGGCUCUGUGGGGGUGCGUCAGGGUGCUGUACCUGUGGGAGCCCGUCACCCCCCUGCACUCCCCCAAAUCCGUGUCUUUCUGGAGGCGCCGGAAGCAGGCCGACCUGGACCUGGCCAGGGGUGACUAUCCAGCCGCAGUUGCCAAUUUGCAGACCUGCCUGUCAGUCUUGUCCCGCGCCCUGCCCUCUACCAAUCUGGACCUGGCCUGCUCCGUCUCGUGGAACGUCAUUCGCUACUGCCUGCAUAGGCCCGCCCCCCUGCGCUGGCUGCUGCGUCCGAUUGGAGGGCGGCGGGAGGGGGAGGAGUCCAAGACCAGUUCCAGGGACGCGGCGAUAGUCUACCACCGGCUUAACCAGCUGCAGCUCACAGGCAAGCUCUCCCAGCGGGGCGGCGUAUGGGGGCUCAGCCUGGCCCUCAGUGCGGUCAAUCUGGCCGAGAGCGCCCAGGACAGGAUCGACCCGUCCACGCAGGCCGAGAUCUACAUCACUGCGGCCAUCGCCCUCCGGACGGCCCUGGGUCAUCGGCUGAGCUGCCUGCCGGGACACCUGCUGGGCUGCGCGGAGGCCAUGGCCUGUCAAUCAGACGCCAGGCAGAUCCCUGAUUGGCUGCGCUGGCUCUUCACCCCGCUGGGCCGGCAGUUCUUCCUGGGUUGUGAUUGGUCGGUGAAGUCGGGGGCCCAGGAGGGAUUCUACACCUCCCAGAGAGACCCAGGUAGGGCCGGCCCCAAGCGCUGUGAGGCAGCGCCGCCAACCUCAGCGCCCCCUGAUGGCAGUGUCAUGCAUGGCCGGAGGGAAGGGGGGGUGAUGAUGGGUUUGUACGCAGGGAGGGCCGACCGCUUGUGGCGCUCAGGGGUCUGUUUUCUCCGCUCAGGCGGAGACCCUGUGUGCCGCUGGUGGGCGGCGGUGCUGAAGGCGGCGGCUCACUGGCUGCAGGGCGACGACGCGACGGUGAGGUCGCUGCUGGCCGAGGUGGAGCGCAUGCCGAAGGCCCUGCACAGCCUGGAUCACCCCCUGCCCAAGGCCGUUCUCCAGCUGUGCAAGACGGUGCAGCUCAGCUUGGGCGCCCUGAAGAGCGAGGCCGUGCCCACCUGCCUGGCCCACUGCGACCGGGCCAGCGGGCACCUGUGGGGCAGCAUCGCGGCGCCGCUGUCUCAGAGCCGGUCGGGGCUCAACAAGGGGGUGGAGCUCCUGGUGUGUGACCUCCUGCUGACCCUGAGGACCAGCCUGUGGCAGCGAGGAGGCGGAGCCAGCGGGGAGUCGGGCCCCGCCCCCGGGGCGCAGCUGGCCGGCUUCCAGAGGGACCUGAGCGCCCUGCGCAGGCUGGGCCACUGCUGCCGCCAGGCCCAGCACAAGCUGUUCCUCCACGAGACGACGGUGCGGCUGAUGGCCGGGGCCAGUCCCACUCGCACCCACCAGCUCCUGGAGCACAGCCUGAGGAGGAGGAGCAACGUGCAGGGCAGUGCGGCAGGUAACGGCACUGCACACUGCACACUGCACACUAUUUCCUAA